Molecule: messenger RNA, 424 nt
Organism: Drosophila ficusphila
Lineage: Eukaryota; Metazoa; Arthropoda; Insecta; Diptera; Drosophilidae
Gene: Urm1
Product: ubiquitin-related modifier 1 homolog
Exons: 5
Coding region: 32-340 (102 amino acids)
Biological process (GO): tRNA thio-modification; protein urmylation
Cellular component (GO): nucleus; cytoplasm
Molecular function (GO): protein tag activity
Source: RefSeq, a predicted model, not a curated record
AGGUGGUCACACUUCUGUUUACAACGAACAUAUGAUGGGCACGCCGGAAUUAAAAAUAAUAUUGGAAUUCAGCGCUGGAGCGGAGUUACUUUUUGGAAACAUCAAACGGCGACAACUUGCCUUGGACGGUGAUCAAAAAUGGACCAUUUCAAACCUGCUCAAGUGGAUGCAUGCAAAUAUUUUAACAGAGCGCCCGGAACUCUUUCUGCAAGGUGAUACUGUACGGCCAGGAAUUUUGGUUCUUAUAAACGAUACUGACUGGGAAUUGCUUGGUGAGCUAGAUUACGAGCUGCAGCCCAACGACAAUGUGCUCUUUAUAUCCACUCUACACGGCGGUUAAAAAAGCUCCUAUAAGUUAUUUAUUUGUAAACGAAAUUUAUAUUUUUAUAUAAAAAAUCAUAAAACUGUAACCGAAAAAGGCAAA